AUGUCAUCAGCCGAAAACAAAGACGCACCUGUUAAACCUAAACUUGCCACACAAGCUAGGAAUGUGCAUAAAGGUGGCAAAGAAGAGAAACCGAAAAAAUGCUGCUGGAAAGCAUACUUUCUGAGCGAUAUCUGCAUACAGGUCACCGCCUGGUUGCUCCUCACCGCCGGCUUGUGCAUUAUAGCGUGCACCAUUUAUGUGGGUAUUCUGAUGGAAAAUAAUCGCGGUAAAUGUGCGGAUUUCAAUCAAACUCAUGAAUUUGAUUACGUAACGGAGCAUACUGGCGCGUAUGAGGAGCCAACGACAGAGAAUUUGAACAAAAGCGUCAGGUCUCUUGCUCUACCGAUUUUGGAUGUUGCGGAAGACAGAAACGGAUGUAGAGUAAUUAAUUGCAAGGUCUCUUGUAUGGACGCGUUUUAUUUCUAUGAAAUGCUUUAUAAGGCUACCACGGCUGCCACUUGCACCACUUUCGACGCGGUACUAAUCAGAGAGCAGAGUUUUGUAAAUGGUGUUUUAGACAAUUUCUGGAUUGAUUGCAACCGGCCCAUCUACGAGCUAGUAAUUAGUGAGAGCAAUGUUACAUGUAUUAAAAGUGGCGCCUUCAAUUCACCGCUCUUCGUGGAUACAUAUCUCUUGACGUUAAGUGGCCUACAAUUGACUAAAGUUGGUAGUGGUACCUUGCUAGGUUUGCGUUCGCUGCGUUACCUAAUCAUUGACACACCACUUACCGACAUAAAUCGCGCUUUCUUCCAGCCAGUUCAAUCGACACUGAUGCACUUGCGCAUGAAUUGCGGUUUGACCAUAUUACCGAACGCCAUAUUCGGUGUGAGUACGUUGGAGAAAUUAGAAUAUGCUGACCUAAGCAAAAAUUUCUUUUACGGCCCACUAACACGACAAAUGUUUCGAGCCACGCCCAAUUUGCGCUAUCUACACAUGACACAAUCGAGAGUCACUGCUAUCGAAGCGGAUGCAUUUGACGAUCUGAGUGGGGAGCUGGAAGUGCUUGAUCUAUCGGAAAAUUUAAUCAAAACUAUUUCAAGCACUGUGCUAAAACCGUUAUUGUUGGGUUCGAAGCGUACGCUGAUCAGUUUGGCGCACAACAAGUGGAAUUGUGUGUGUGAAUUGCUGGAAUUAGCUAAACUCUAUCGAAAAUACCGUAAGUCAUUUUUAAGCAGCAUCUUUUGUCAAUCUCCUGAGCUUCAACAUGGUAAGCCGUUGAAUGAAUUGAUUUCCAAAGAUGGUAAUUGUAUGUUGAAGAAUAUCAGCGAGACUUACGAAUCGCUAGUCACCACAAUUCAUAAUAGGGUAACUAGCACUCGCACUAAAACAACUAGACCAAGUGCAACAACUAAUAGGACAAUAUCUACGACUACAAUGCACCAAACAACACACACAACGAUUAGCCCAACAACCACACAAAAACACUCUACAUCUACUGUCAAAUGCAACACCACAAUCGCAACGUCAAACGUGAGUAACAACGCAAUAGAAAGUGAUGGCUCCAGCAGUCGGUCUAGUGCAGAGGAUUUAAAUACAAUACAAUUGCGUUGCUUGCACAUUUUGAGAAGUGGGAACCAAAGAGAAGUGGUAUCUAAUACAGCGGUUUCCAAGCGCUCAAAAGCAGCUUUUGCGUCGGAUUCUAAAAGCUUGUCUGAACUUAACCAAACAGAAACAAGCGAAGACAUCGUCGAAAAUUCCGUCGAGCUGGAGCAAAGCCUAACGGUAGCACCAACUGUCACGCAGUACUUAAGCAAAACUACUUCAGAAGUCGUCGGGAUUACGAAUAUAACGAAGUUACGGAGCAAACGAGAAUAUCACAAUCCAUCGAUGGCCUAUUAUAAAUUUGAGGUUCCAACAUAUAAUUUCAAGUUGACUUUGUUGGCGAAUAAUUCAGUGCAAGUGCUGAUAAACGAUUACACAGGACAACCGAAAAUCAAUAUGAUAUGGUUUAGCCGCCAGAAUGAAGUGGCUAGUAUUGAGAAUGACGAUGAAGCAGCACAAAAUAUCGACUAUCAUUGUGAGAUGUAUCAAAGACCAUAUUUAUUGGUUAGCAAACUUAGUGAGAACACCACUUAUACAUUUUGCAUGUUAGAAAUACCGCAAACAACGAUUUCGCCAUUCAAUUGUCUGCCAUUGUAUGUGCCGAGUUCGAUAAUGGAACCAGAUAAUACCUGGAUUACGCAGGAGGAUAAACAAUUCACUUUGGGCAUGUUGUCAUUGAUUUUCACACUUUCGGCAUUGUUUGGUGGAAUCAUUGCCUAUUUCGGUAUCAAAACAUAUCCGGAACUGUUGGAGGGAUCGAAGAAUGUUUUGGUUGUAAAGCGUUCAGAACAAGAGUCCGAAUAUUUGCAAAGUAUGGGUUCCAUUAAAAAGGAACCGCUUAGUAGACGAUCAACAACAAAGCAUAUACUAGCAGCUUCGGAAAUGCCACCGUUGUCCUUGCCACCACCACCGCCAUUCAGCGUAUCGAAUUACAAUUUGGAGCGUUUAUCGAGCAUCAAAUCGUCUUCUACAUUAUUUGAGAGUUCAUUCUGUCCGCCGCCAUUUUCCGUUCUGGACGAUCAAUAUGAGUUGCCCAAGCAAUAUAGUCGAAAUGUCGAAGAGGAGCGUUGCGUGCCCAAUCCAUAUGCCAUGAGCCCGUGUUCGCCACCACCCUUACCAAAGCGGAAUCCGAGCAUUACUUCGUCCAUUGCGACAAAUCGUUUCGCCAAAAUUAAGUAAUUGCAGGCAUUUCAGAAAAGGGUUUUGAAA
Molecule: messenger RNA, 2751 nt
Organism: Bactrocera latifrons
Lineage: Eukaryota; Metazoa; Arthropoda; Insecta; Diptera; Tephritidae
Exons: 5
Coding region: 1-2721 (906 amino acids)
Molecular function (GO): protein binding
Source: RefSeq, a predicted model, not a curated record